Molecule: messenger RNA, 4602 nt
Organism: Diutina rugosa
Lineage: Eukaryota; Fungi; Ascomycota; Pichiomycetes; Serinales; Debaryomycetaceae
Gene: APC1
Product: anaphase promoting complex subunit 1
Exons: 1
Coding region: 1-4602 (1533 amino acids)
Biological process (GO): anaphase-promoting complex-dependent catabolic process; metaphase/anaphase transition of mitotic cell cycle; protein K11-linked ubiquitination
Cellular component (GO): anaphase-promoting complex
Molecular function (GO): molecular adaptor activity
Source: RefSeq, a predicted model, not a curated record
AUGGCGACGCUUCCGGUGCUAGAUCUCCACCAUGAGCUCCGCACACCGUACCUGCUGCUGGCAGUGCAUCGGGCCCGUCUCUUCCCUGGCCACCGUACCCUCCUCAUCCUGCGCCACACCGUGGUGGUGCUUGUGGGUGCCCUCGUGCUGCGACGACUCCAUUUCGAAGAUAAGGUGAUCACCGCCGUGUACACGCGUUUUCUGAACCAGAAACCGGCUCAAACGACGGCUAAUGACGACCAAUUAGCAUUGGUGGUGUGUUUGGCCAAGGCGUGCCAUAUUUACUACCCCGACGGGCGCACUUACGUGGUCAGUCUCCCAUUUACCCUACGCCACGCCGAUGCGUUUGACCAAGGGCUUAUCCUCGAGAAAGACCACGAUCCCAUCAUCACGACCGACUCGGCACCCACUGCUGCUGCUCUUAGCUCGACGCAAUCGCCGCAAUUCAGUGGUGCUAAGUUUUUGACUUUAGUCGACCCCAUCGGCGAUUUCCGGGUAUUGGCGACGUCGCUGACGUCAGUAAUCGCUCCUAACGACCACCUAAUCUGUUUCCCGCAACUGACAAAGCUGUCGCUGCUCUGUGUCACCCACAACCUUAGCGAUGGCACCCUCACUCUCUACCACAUCCGGAGCCUGGCCCGCCCCAAACUGCGGCUAAUCCUGGCGCCAAUGGUGAAGAAAAGGAACACAAAGCACGCGCCGAUGCUGACGCCAAACCUGAGCCGCAUCCUCGACGACGACAUCGACAUGAUGGCAGCUGGAGCACAGGCAGUGGCGCAGCUGCUGCUUUCGAUGGACAAGAAGCGCACGCUGACGCUCUUGCUGGACGUGCUGCUGAUGGCGAGAAUGGUUACCACCUCCGAGUACGCUGACCGCAAGCUGACGCUGGUUUUACGCAAAGAUAUGAUAUUGACCAAAGUGGACCAGAUCGGCACGGUGGCUCCUGGCAGUGGCCUUAAAGUGUGGACGCUUGUAGGCCACGAUCAGGAAGCAGUGGUGGUGGUUGAUCGAGCCAAGGCUAAAGCGACGGUUCACAUGUACCGCUCCCCCGUAUCCGCUGGCUCUGCUGCUACUCUCUAUACCAUAGAUUGCAUUGACUGCGUGGUGUUUAACGAUGCCACGUCGCUGUACCUUGUGGUAGCCGUGGACGACCACCAUCUCCAGCUAGUGAACCCUUUCCUCGAUGUGAAACUGGCGCCUGUGACUACCCAUCUGGCCAUUGCUCGUCUUUCCGGGUCAUGUGACGAUACCGUGGCCUUCUGCACUCCCCGUCACCAUCUCCACCAGCUUAGGUUUAUUAUGGUACCUACUGACGACAUCCUCAAACGGUGCUUGAAGCUGUUUGAGUACUUAGCCGGGAGAAACAUCAGUGAGACUGCCCUCAUGCUCUGGCGCAGCGCCACGAUGAUGAGUGCCACCAACGACGAGUGGGAGGCGUUUGCCGUUACUGUACUAGCCUUAGUGUUCCCGUUUGAUGCCGUCACUCCUGAAACCACUCCUACCAUCGGUAUCUGUUCUCUUUUAUCUACUGCACGCGAAUUACAGGAACAGCGGCCGAUGAACUACCUGCUUGGCGACUUGGUCCCCUACAUAACGAUGGCCCUCCACUUAAUCAGAGAAGACUGUCGCUUAGACGUAUUAGCAAAUGCCGCCGUGAUCAAAUUGGGAGCGCUUUUGGCUCAACUAACCAAGUGGAUGGGGUGGCCAGAACCGUGGACAACUUACUACCACUAUGGCGAGGUUGAUCGCGAAGUAAGGUUCCUUUCCAGCGUACUUUUCGAAGCUCCACCCAACAUCUUUGCCCUGUUGGCCCUGUGGUUCGAGCCCCUGCUGGCCGGGGGUUCCUCGGGGUUUGUCACCAUAUCCCAGCUUACUGAAGAGAGCGACGCCGUCAAUAAUGAGAUUACACCACGGACAGCGUGGGUGGUGCGGCUCGUCGAACUUCUCGUGUGUGAUUAUGGUAUAAACGCCAUUAUCGAGAUGAUGGCGGCAGCAGGAGUUACGGUGGGUGAACUCGAUACUUUACCUCCCGGUAUCGCCCUUAUCGUCAAGGAGAUCCUCCUGGUGUGUCAGGAAGACCCUGCCUUUGAGUGGACGAACCCUGCUCUUGAACUUAUUGGCAGACCCGAUAUCAUGGGGCUUUCGCUGCUAAACCCUCAGUCAAACCCCACCUAUCAUCGUCGCAGUGAACCGAAACUGGUGGGACAGAUUCUCCAGGGCAUCAUGAGUGACGACGUGGCGCAAAUCAGUCCAUGGGACGGCCAAGCUGAGGCCGAUAGAAUGGGGAUUACUAAGCUUAUCUUUGACUAUGACCGUCGCUACUACGAGAUCACCCUGUUGCUUCACCAGACGAAACCACAAACGGCUCACUUGGAAGUGGAGCCAGCGGUGAGCGAGUACGAUGUCGUAAUACUCCAACGUGAACUUGCCCGUAUCGUGGCGCUGAGAACGCUCACGAUACCCAUGGGACGAGCGGCGCUUUUCUUCUCUGGGAGAACUCCGCUUUUGACGGAGAAAUUCCCCAUUGCCAAAUUCAACUUGAACUGUUUGGUGGCACCCACAAUGACCAAUAUUGUGUUGGCGGACGACGCCGUACCUCCGGCGAUCAUGGAGUGGGGGAACUUCCACAACGGCGUCCUGGCUGGCUUAUCUAUUUCCACGGAAAGUAAAGGCAUUAAUGGGUCGUGGAUCAUCUUCAAUAAGCCCCCCGAUUUGAACGCUCAGCAUGCUGGGUUUCUCCUUGGUUUAGGACUCAAUGGCCACUUGCGACGCCUAGAAGAAUGGCACAUCUAUAACUACUUGGGGCCGAAACACCCGUUGACUUCAGUGGGGCUCCUUUUGGGGAUGGCGGCGUCGUUAAGAGGCACCAUGGAUAAUAAGCUUACUAAGGUUUUAAGUGUGCAUGCUUUAGCGUUAUUACCUCGCGGAGCUAACGACUUAAACGUCCCCGUGGUGGUCCAGCUGGCAGGGCUUAUUGGCAUCGGUUUAUUAUACCUUGAGACUCAGCACCGGCGCAUGAGUGAGAUCCUCUUGGCUCAGAUCAUGGGCCACGUACUCCAGAAUGGCCAGGAUACUAUCCACGAAGGGUACCGUCUCAGUGCCGGCAUCGCUUUAGGCUUAGUCAAUUUGGCUAAAGGCGAUGAUUUACGGGGUUUAAACGAUACCCACGUCAUCGACCGCUUGAUGAUGGUGGCGAUUGCGAUGAAGGAUUUCCAGCUGGCCGACGAGUUGGAUAAACUGUGUGCCGGCGCCAUCAUCGCGUUGGCAUUCAUCUACUUGAAGACGAAUAACCGGGUGAUUGCAGCCAAGCUCGAGGUGCCGCCGGUGGAGCAGCUCCUCGACUACGUGCGGCCCGACUUGCUCUUGCUCCGGUGCUUGGCUCGGCUGUUGAUCAUGUGGGACUACAUCGGCAACUCCGUCGGGUGGGUGGAGGCGCAGAUCCCGCUGACGCUUGAAGGGCGGUUUGAGCUAAACCUGGACCACAUGGCCUAUUUCAAUAUCAUUGGCGGGACGUGUAUGGCGAUGGCGGUGCGCUACGCGCUGACCCACGACGCCGUGGCCCGGGAUACGUUGAUCCACUACUGGGAAGCCAUGGCCCACUUGACGGCCACCACUCCUACCAACUUUGACCAGAGAAUUGCCCACCAGGGGGCGUUAGCCACUCAGGUUCUUUUGGGGCUUUGUCUUGCCGUGGUGAUGGCAGGCAGCGGGGACUUGGCCACCAUGCGCCGCCUCCGCGCCAUGUACCACUGUACCACUAGCCACAUGCAUUAUGGGAUUUAUCUGGGCACUAACUUAGCGCUUGGCUUUCUUUUCCUUGGUGGGGGCCAGUAUGCCAUUGGCUCGCUGCCCCUCGCGAUCGCGGCGCUUGUCACCUCGCUCUACCCGGUGUUUCUGCUGCUCCCCGACGAGGCCAGCAUCUACCUUGAGGCGCUCCGCUACUUCUGGGCGCUUUCGAUCGAGCCCCGGUGUCUCGUGGUGCGCGACGUCACCAGCCACAAACCCCUCAAAGUACCCGUCAAAAUCACCACUGUGGACGGCGAGGUGCGCCGGGUGGUGCUGCCGUGCCUCUUCCCCGACUUCAGCCGUAUCCACUCGCUCACGACGGAGCUGGCCGACUACUUCGGCGUCGAGGUCGACUUCUCGCUCCAGCUGGCCUACCUCGACCGGUUCAAGCAGACGAAGACGUUGUACGUGCUGAAGCGCCGCAACUACGCCUGUCUUGUCCCCACGAUGGCCCAGCUUCUUCUGGUGGCCAAUAAAGUGUUGGAAGUCGGCGACGUCACCGAGGCGCCCCAGUACCAGCUCGAGGUGCUCAAAUCGGUGGAUACCCUCGCCAAACAGGUGUUGGCGUUUGACGAGCUUGAUAACGACGACGGGGGCCAGGACCAGGGGAGAAACCAGGGUCUUUCCAUCGCUACUAUCGUCGAUGACCAGGUGGAGUGGACUCACCGGGCGGCCGCCCCUACCAUCGACGACGUGUGGAACCUAAAAGUGAUGUUUGCCUUUGCCCGGUACUAUUUGAGCCACGGAGAACUACACUACGUGUCCCACCAGUUUAUUCACCACUUACAACAGAAAUUAUGGGCGUUGACUAGUUAG